AUGCAGAGGAUACUGAGACAGGUCAGGGCUGAUGCAGAGGAUACUGAGACAGACUCGUUCGCCAACCAGACCGCCGACCUCUUCUCCAACUCCUCGUGCAACCAGUCCACCUCCAACGACUCCUGCCCGGCGCUGGACGAUGGACCGGCCUACGGGAGCCCCUACAAGACCGUGGAGAUGUUUUUUAUCGCCUUGGUGACGGGGUCCCUCAGCCUGGUCACCGUCACGGGCAACAUCCUGGUCAUGCUGUCCAUCAAGGUCAACCGCCACCUGCAGACGGUCAACAACUACUUCCUGUUCUCGCUAGCAUGCGCGGACUUGAUCAUCGGGGUCUUUAGCAUGAACCUGUACACGGUGUACAUUGUGGUGGGGUACUGGCCCCUGGGUCCCGUCGUGUGCGACCUGUGGCUGGCGCUGGAUUACGUGGUGUCCAACGCGUCCGUGAUGAACCUGCUCAUCAUUAGCUUCGACCGCUACUUCUGCGUGACCAAGCCGCUGAGCUACCCGACCCGCAGGACUACAAAGAUGGCGGGGCUGAUGAUCGCGGCCGCCUGGAUCCUGUCCUUCAUCCUCUGGGCGCCCGCCAUCUUGUUUUGGCAGUUUAUAGUCGGGCAGAGAACGGUGCCGCCCGGAGAGUGUUACAUACAGUUCCUGUCCAAUCCCGCGGUCACCUUUGGCACCGCCAUCGCCGCCUUCUACCUCCCGGUGGUCAUCAUGACGGUCCUGUACAUCCACAUCUCCUUGGCCUCCCGCAGCCGAGUGUCCAAGCACAAGACUGAGAAGGACAAGAAGGGCGGAGUCAGGACCCCGAACCUCCUGAAGAGCCACCUGCUGAAGCAGAACAACAACAACGAGCCCAGCCCCGCGGCCGUCCCUGAAGACCCCGCCCCCAAACUGAGCCAGGCCCCGCCCCCUGUCGCCACGGACACCCUGGAGAACGGACAGGUGCAGGAGGAGGGGCGGAGCCAGGGAGCAGCAGGGGGCGGGGCCAAGGGGUCAGCACAGCCCAGCCCCAGACUCACACAGGAGGAGAAGGAGAGCUCCAACGACUCCACCACGGCCAUCAUCCCGCCCUCAGAGCCCAAAGACAGCGCCAACAGCGAGGUGAGAGCAGUGCAUGAUGGGAGAGCUGGCGGACAUGUUUGUUUGGACAGAUGUCACUAA
Molecule: messenger RNA, 1164 nt
Organism: Knipowitschia caucasica
Lineage: Eukaryota; Metazoa; Chordata; Actinopteri; Gobiiformes; Gobiidae
Source: the annotation of a GenBank genome assembly